GCGCCGCCGUCGUCGCGGUGCAUUGUGGGACUAAUUCCUCUCUCUUCUCUCAGCGGCGUGAGGCGGCUCGAGCCAUGUCCGGCUUCCGCGCUCUGGGCUUGGCGCCCUGGUUGGCGGCGCAGGCGGAGCAGCUGGGCCUGACGAGGCCCACCCCGGUGCAGGAGGCCUGUAUCCCGCCCGCGCUCCAAGGGCGCGACUGCAUGGGCUGUGCCAAGACAGGCAGCGGCAAGACAGCUGCGUUCGUGCUGCCCAUCCUGCAGAAACUCUCAGAAGACCCUUUUGGCAUCUUCUGCCUUGUGCUGACACCCACAAGAGAACUGGCCUAUCAGAUCGCCGAGCAGUUCCGGGUCCUGGGGAAGCCACUGGGCCUAAAGGAUUGCAUCAUUGUUGGCGGGAUGGAUAUGGUGGUGCAGGCCUUGGAGCUGUCUCGGAAACCCCACGUCGUCAUCGCAACCCCAGGCCGGCUGGCUGACCACCUCCGAAGCUCAGGCACCUUCAGCCUUCAAAAGAUCAAGUUCUUGGUCCUGGAUGAAGCUGACCGGCUGCUGGAGCAGGGGUGCACUGAUUUCACCAAAGACCUGGAAGUUAUCCUGGCGGCAGUUCCGGCCAGCAGGCAAACCAUGCUCUUCAGCGCGACCCUCACUGACACACUGCACGAGCUCAGGCAGAUCGCAAUGAACAAGCCGUUCUUCUGGGAGUCCACAUCGGAAGUACAGACGGUGGAGCAACUUGACCAGCGUUACCUGCUGGUGCCCGAGAAGGUCAAGGAUGCCUACCUCGUCUACCUGGUCCAGACAUUCCAGGACGAGCACCAAGACUGGUCCAUCAUCAUCUUCACCAACACCUGCAAGAACUGCCAAAUUCUGAAUAUGAUGCUCAGGAAGUUCAACUUCCCCUCGGUGGCUCUGCACUCCAUGAUGAAGCAGAAACAACGCUUUGCAGCUCUGGCCAAAUUCAAAUCCAGCGUCUUUAAGAUCCUCAUAGCUACAGACUUGGCUGCCAGGGGGCUAGACAUCCCCACAGUCCAAGUGGUCAUCAACCACAAUACGCCAGGGCUCCCCAAAAUCUACAUCCACAGGGUGGGCCGGACUGCCCGGGCAGGUCGAAAUGGCAUCGCCAUCACUCUGGUGACGCAGUACGACAUCCACCUGGUCCAUGCCAUCGAGGUGCAGAUCAAAAUGAAGCUGCAAGAGUUUUCGGUGGAGGAACGAACCGUGUUGAACAUCCUCACCCAAGUGAACGUUGUGCGACGGGAAUGCGAGAUUAGAUUGGAGGCAACUGAUUUUGACGAGAAGAAGGAAAUAAACAAGCGGAAACAGAUGAUCUUAGAAGGAAAGGACCCAGAUCUGGAAGCGCAGCGGAAAGCUGAGCUGGCGAAGAUCAGGAAGAAAAACGCCCAGUUCCGAAGUAGAGUCCAGCAGACGCUGGAGGAAAAGAAGCAUCUGCAGCUCCGGCACAAGCUGAGGAAGCGAGCGUGGCGACAGCCGGCCGUGGAGAAGUGAGGCUCGCCCACCUGCUCUUGCUGUCCAGGCGGCUGGUUCCUUCAAUCCGAUGCUGUUGCAGGGAGGGAGGGAGAAAGGGGUGCAUUUGCCCACAUCUUCUCCAUCCAGGACUAGCCGCAGGCAGGAUGGGUGCUCCGCAGCCGGGCCAUACUCUGCCACAUAUAAUUUAUUGGGGGGGGGGAGUUUCUGGGGAACAAACUCCUUCCUACAAGGAGUCAGGAACUAAAGGAUGCUGGGACUCCACACUUUCCAAGGAAUGAGAGAGGGAAUCUGAAUACGAAAAGGGGCACGUUAUGAUCUUCCAGAGGACAUUCACCGCUCUGCAGCGGUUAUGUUUUUGCCCAGAUGGGCAUCCCUUUCCUUGCAACUGAAGAGCCAUUUGAGUUGCUUCAGGUUCCUCAGGAUAGUCUGAAGAUCACCUUCAUGGUUCCUUGUGUCUGUCUCUUCUCUCAUGUUCCCUGGAUUUGCAAAGCAGCUGCACCGCCCACCUUAUCAUAAGAGAUCUUUGGUUUGCGUUCUUAAGAUGGCAGAAGUUCCUGCUCUUGUAGCAUUGGAAUUCAGCUGCUUUAGGUGUUACCUGUAGAAAAAUUGUGUUCAGCCAUGUGGGGAGGAAAUAAUCCGUGUUUCUAGCUCUCUUGAGGUGGCUGCACGUAUAUCUGAGGUUUAGAUAGUUUAGUUCCACAACAAGAAAAGCUGGAUUCUUCAACUGGUGGGUAUUUUAUUGCAAACUCUUGACAUUCUCAGGGUUUUAGUCCAGUCAUUAAAAGGCAGUUGGGAAUUGAACAGAUUGACUCCCCGUCACUAGGCCAAAAUAAAAAAUUGUGUGGCAGACCCUCCUUCCGCAGAACCAUUCCCCAUUCUAGUUGUGUCAGGUUGAGGGGAAGGGGCUGCUCUGUAACUCGGAUGACUUCAACCAACAGUUCCCAAACUUUGUGCCAAUAAAUACAGUUUACUGUGAACCCAAUGUAUUCAGAGAACCUUCUGAUGGUUCUCUGCAUGAGUCUCUGCUCUGGCUUUCCCUCCAGUCUUUGUAUGAAAACACAAGAUUGGGAACUUUUCUGAGGGCAGGUAGUUCUUCCUCUUAUACACUUUUCUUUUGGGGGCGGGGGGAGAGGAAGGCAGGGUAAAACUGAAAUGUGAAUUCACUUUCAGUCUGGAAAAAAAAAGACCCAAUGGGGUAGAUACUUUAACAAUAAAAAGGUGAAGAUUUCAGGAUUAUGUUUUUGGCCGUGGAAUACUCAGGCUUGCAUUAAAAUAAAAUAAAAAGUCAA
This is a messenger RNA of Rhineura floridana, 2773 nucleotides long. It is a transcript of the gene DDX49, whose product is annotated as DEAD-box helicase 49. Gene Ontology annotation, molecular function: RNA helicase activity; ATP binding; nucleic acid binding. The transcript is spliced from 13 exons. The record is from RefSeq and is a predicted model, not a curated record. Lineage: Eukaryota; Metazoa; Chordata; Lepidosauria; Squamata; Rhineuridae. The coding region runs from base 75 to 1502 and encodes 475 amino acids.